Molecule: messenger RNA, 651 nt
Organism: Mya arenaria
Lineage: Eukaryota; Metazoa; Mollusca; Bivalvia; Myida; Myidae
Product: complement C1q-like protein 3
Exons: 2
Coding region: 1-651 (216 amino acids)
Molecular function (GO): protein binding
Source: RefSeq, a predicted model, not a curated record
AUGGCAGUGUAUGUUCUCAUGCUAGUUGUACUGGCUGUACGUCAGUGUACAUCCAGUGGCGUGACGUUAGAUACGGUUGUGGCGGAAAUUGUCGCGAUGAAAAAUGAACGUCUGGAGGAUGCGGCGAGGAUGGAACACAUGGAGAAGGAGCUGACCAACACCAAGAAAAGACUGGCUGAACUUGAAGCUUUGAAAGACCCACGCACACACCAGGCCAGACAGACCCAUGGUCACAGCCCCGUCGCCUUCCAGGCGUACCUGAGCCAGGGCACGGGGGUUGGGCUGCACCAGGUUAUCCCCUUCAAUGUGGCCACCUUGAACGUGGGGAACGCCUUCAAUCCUACCACCCACACGUUCACCUGCCCCGUCAACGGCCUGUACGUGUUCCAAUCGGCGCUCACGUCCCAAAAUGGUCAGAUGGCACAGGGCCAGAUCAUGAUAGCCGGAAUGGAGGGGCCAAACAUAUAUGCAGCGGGCGCGUCCAACGGCCAUGGCUUUGACCAAGGUUUCAACUCGCUGGUGACCGUGUGCCGCAAGGGUGAUACGGUGUGGGUACGCAACUACCACGACCAGAGCCGUGACAUGUUCACACUCAAGUAUACGUCCUUCUCGGGAUACUUACUAGAACAGGUUACUGUUGUUACCCCUUAG